Molecule: messenger RNA, 1350 nt
Organism: Penicillium egyptiacum
Lineage: Eukaryota; Fungi; Ascomycota; Eurotiomycetes; Eurotiales; Aspergillaceae
Source: the annotation of a GenBank genome assembly
AUGGCAUCGAUAUCAUUCCGUGGCAAAAACGAUGGGCUCCAGGUCGGAGAUAACCAUGGCUCAAUUACGGCAGAGUUCCAUCUACCUCUAGUGCGACCGGAAACUCCACCCAGCCCUCUAUCGACUGUCCCGUUCGCGCGCAAUCCAGACUUUGUCACUCGCGACACUCUACUUCAUCAGAUCCAUGAAAAAAGCUCAGUACCAGGGUCAAGAAUAGCGCUGGUCGGCCUUGGCGGUGUCGGGAAAUCGCAGCUUGCUAUCGAAUGCUCCUACCGGGUUCGGUCCGAAUCGCCGGCGACAUGGGUCUUCUGGGUCCAUGCAAGUAAUGAAGCCCGGUUUGAGCAGAGUUUCCGGGAUAUUGCGGACCAAGUUAAAAUCCCCGGUCGUCAGGAUCCUCAAGUCAAUAUAUAUAAACUUGUCGAGAACCGGCUUCGGGAUGAUAAGACAGGAAAAUGGGUCUGUAUCCUGGAUAACGUUGACGAUGACAAGUUCCUCUGCUCGUUUCCGGCCGCAAGGAAGGAAGAUUCUAUAAGAGACCCAACGAAUGUUUUGACAAAACCGCUAUUAGAAUACGUUCCUAGAGGCCGAAAUGGAUCUAUGAUCAUCACUAGUCGGACGAGAGAGGUUGCGUUAAAAAUGGUCGAUCGUAAUAACCUUGUUGAAGUCAAACCGAUGGAAAGCUCCGAGGCGCUAGAGCUUCUCCAAAGAAAGCUUCAACAGGCAGGGGAGAACGAAGAAAGUCAACAGUUAGUGGACAUGUUAGAGCUUAUGCCGCUAGCGAUCGUACAGGCUGCGAGCUAUAUCCAAAAUCGGGCGCCUCGCUAUUCGGUAUCACAAUACCUGAAAGACUUUCAAGAGAGCGACCGCAAAGCUAUCAGGCUUCUAAAAGAAGAGGCGGGCUACUACUACCGAGACUGGGAAGUAAAGAAUUCAAUUUUAGUGACGUGGCAAAUGUCCUUCGAUUAUAUACGCCAAAUAAAGCUAUCUGCAGCGGAGUUGCUUUCUCUUAUGAGUUUUUUCGAUCGGCAAGAGAUACUAGAGAACCUUAUUCGGCAUCGACCCGAAGCCAACACGCCAAUUUUAGAGCUUUUAAACGACUCUAGUGAUAGUGAAGAAUCUGAAUCUGAUAUAGGCCCCGAUUUUGAAGAUGAUGUUGCGACUCUGAGGGAUUUUGCAUUUAUAUCUGUUAGUGAGAAUAGCACCUUUUUCACGAUGUAUCGACUAGUGCAAUUGACUAUGCGUGUAUGGUUGAAGUCUCGUGGACAAAUAAAUGAAUGGAGAGAGAUGUUUAUCAGCAAUCUAUACAGAGAGUUUCCAACGGGCGAAUACGAGAACUGGGGGAUGUGUUAG